AUGUGUCUUAUACUUAGUGCGCGGGGUCGGGAGUUUGAAGAGAGUGUGCGUUUCGCAAAGAGCUUUAUGCCCAGCCGGGUCUACGUCAAAAUCGGCCUGCACGAUGGACAAAGAUCAGGCUCCAGAUGUUUACAGCUCUCAGGUGUGUCUGUGAAGAGUGACCAGUCAAAAGGUGAUGGACCAAACUUAAGUGAGGAAAAAGCAUUGUCAACGAAAAGUAACAAAGGACACAAGACCACAGUAAAUAUCGGUGCAGAAAUUACACGGUGGGAAAAGCUAAAAGAACAGAAGGGAUUGAAGAGUGAUGUGGAACUGGCAACUUUUCUUCUCAACAGGGUUCAGUUUGAGAAAACAGACUCAAACUACAAGAAUUACCGCAACCGCAAGAAUUUCAGAGAAAAUCUCCUCUGGAUCUUCAAGGAUCUUGAGACCAAAAUAACUGUAUUUUUGAAGAAUGAGCUGGAUGGCGACUUUAUAGAGGAGAUGCGUGAUAUCAAAGAAGCGGCUCUUGAUAUCACACUCUUCUUUCUGAGAGAUAUGAAGCAAGUUGAAGUUGCAGAUGCUCUACAAGAUGAGCUGGUCCUCUUUCAUCAGCGACCACUAAAAUCAAACCUGAAGAAGAAAUAA
Molecule: messenger RNA, 627 nt
Organism: Cyprinus carpio (common carp)
Lineage: Eukaryota; Metazoa; Chordata; Actinopteri; Cypriniformes; Cyprinidae
Exons: 8
Coding region: 1-627 (208 amino acids)
Source: RefSeq, a predicted model, not a curated record